ACUGAGCCACCCAGGUGCCCCAAUAUAUCUGCUAUUUUAAAAUUCUUUAGAGUUCUUUUUAUUUCUUACUGGCCGCUCCUGCAUUACUCCAGUGUCUGUUAUAGUGAAUAAUUCUUUAUACUAAACUUUCCCCAUUCACAUUACUGGAUGGGUUCUCUCUCCUGUGUUUGGACCCUUGGUUGAAUUGUGUUAUUUAACAGAUUUGGUGGUGGUGACAAAGCUGGAAUUCCUGACAAAGCUGGAAUCCGUGGUAGGACUCCCCGGUUGGAAGCCAGGGCCAGCCAAGGGAGCCAGUCACUGCUCCCGUUGAGUUGCUUCCUGAGGCUGAGAGGAAGGAGGGACAAAGACCCUGAUUUCUCUUUUACUCUCCCCUUCCAAUCUCCCAGUCUCCAGUCCCUACCAGUGUCCCCCACUGGCCAAACCCAGCUGGAAGCCAUAUGACACAGGGACCAGGGAACACAGACCACUUUGAUACAGAGCAGAGAAGGGAAAGGUAAGGAAUGGGUCUGUUAAAAAAAAGAAAAUCGCAGGCCCCAAAUGGUGUCACUUAGACAGAGUUCCCAAACCAGAGCAUAAGACCCAAUCUACUUGUAUUUUCAACCUCCCCAAGAAAUGUGACCUUCACCGGUCAGUCAGGAAAUGUUUCCUUUCAUCAGUGCCAAGGAGUCUGUCAACUGGGCCCUCUCCAUUCCCCCAAAGAAAGAUGAGGUAAUCUGCAUGAGAAGACCCCUUGCUUUUCUCCUAGCAAACAGCUUCCUCUGGAACAAUCCUUUUGUUUUGUUAGUAACUUUCUUGUCCCUGCCCUCUGUCUAUAAAGACCUUCCAUUUUGUACAGCUCCUCAGAGCGCCUCUCUGCUUGCUAGAUGGGGUGCUAUCAGACCCAUGAUUGUUUAAUAAAACCAAUUAGAUCUUCAAAUUCACUUGGUUGAAUUGUGUUAUUUAAUAGAUUUGGUGGCAGUGGUGGGAUCCAAAGCACACUUCUAGCAGCAUUUGGAGACAGUGAGAAUCACAAGUGUGGUGUCUGCAAAUCCCUUUGAGUUCACUGUAUUUCUUGCGUUUUCCAAGGGUAAGCUCCUCUUGAUCUCAGUUUUGCUCUGUUUUGUGUUUGAGCUCUUCGUCUCAUCAGCUUUUCUUUGCAGGGUGGGUCAGCUUGAGCUGGUAGACAGUUAUGCCCAGAGCCAGUUGAGCUGGCAUGUUUGCCUGGAACCCUACUGAGCUGGCAGAAGAGUCUGCUCAGAGCCAAGCCUCUAGACUCUCAGACCGCAAUUCCCCAGGUGGAAAACCCCAGCAAGAUUCCAUGGAAAUUGGUGGUGGUAUACACAGGGCCUUCUUUUGGCCAGGACCCAGUACUACUAUUAUAUUAAAGUGAAGAUUUGUCUGUCUUAUCUUGUGAACUACUCCUGUGCGUUUUGUAGAACUCCUAACAGGACUGUCAAUCAAGGGGCUAUGCCUCUCUCCAUUACAUGGGACCCACGUGGGCCCAUCAGGAUCUUGUAUAUCCUCUGGAUGCAGAGACUGGUAUAUAGUGUCUCAUCCAAUCUUAGGAACAGAGGCAUUUGGAAUGGAUUGAUGCAUAAAAGAGAAUGGCCUCCUUUCUGUCUCCACUGCUGCCAUGGUGCCCCUGAAAAAGCUUUUCAUGAAGGGGGGGCAAAAAAAGGAAGCAAGUUCUGAAGUUUACCCUUGACUGCAUUCACCCUGUAGAAGAUGGAAUCAUGGAUGCUGCCAAUUUUGAGCAGUUUCUUCAAGAGAGAAUCAAGGAUCUCUGCAUGGCCAGUUUCCGGUAAUUUGGCUUCAUUCGUCCAGCAGAUACUGCAAUCCGGGCCUUAAAAUCAUUCACCUACGAUCAACAAAGGGAGACCGGAAUCCUGGCAAAUCCCCAAUUAGCAAGGCUGAAGCUCAAAGAGCUAAACACUUAUUUUUAAGAAAUGGUCCAAAUCGCAGGAAAACCACGCAGUCCUUGUUCCUCAAGGUGUUUCCUUAACACGGACAAAAAACUGAAAAGCUGUGCCUGGCUCUGGUGAACAAAGCCCGACUGCACCAUCACGUUCAACACUAAAGCUCUUCCCACAUUCGCGAUCCACCAGGGAGCGCGCUCUUCUCCACCCACUCCCCGACAACCGGUCGCAAAAACACGACCCCGGCACAGCGGACUCUACUGACGCCGCGCCCGCCACCCGACUACGACGUCAGCGAGGAGUCCCAGGAGCGCGGCGGGUAGUUGUCGAGCAGGUGGAGGUGGAGGCAAGAAGAGGGGGGCGGACCCGCGCUCACACAGUCUUCGGCUUCCGUCAUUUCCGGGUGCGACCGCCGCUUCUGUCCGGCUGGGCGCUGGACGCGUUGGGUGCACUCUUACUGCGUCUGACCGUCUGCACUAACUGCCCCUUCCCUGUUCCCAGCGGGAAGAACAUGAGUGUUCCUGGGCCGACGUCCCCGGACGGGGUCCUGCCAGGGCCACCCCUCGGCCGGGGGGCAGGGGAGCCGACGCCGGGCUUAAGGGACGCUUCUCCAGAUGAAGGGUUACUAGAGGACUUGACUGUAGAGGACAAAGCUGUGGAGCAGCUUGCAGAAGGAUUGCUUUCUCACUACCUGCCAGAUUUGCAGAGAUCAAAACAAGCUCUUCAGGAACUCACACAGAACCAAGUUGUAUUACUAGACACACUGGAACAGGAGAUUUCAAAAUUUAAAGAAUGUCAUUCUAUGUUGGAUAUUAAUGCUUUGUUCACUGAAGCUAAACACUAUCAUGCCAAGUUGGUGAAUAUAAGAAAAGAGAUGUUGAUGCUUCAUGAAAAGACGUCGAAGUUAAAAAAAAGAGCACUUAAGCUACAGCAGAAGAGGCAGAAAGAGGAGUUGGAGAGGGAGCAGCAACGCGAGAAGGAAUUUGAAAGAGAAAAGCAGUUAACUGCCAAACCAGCUAAGAGGACGUGAGAAGCUGAGCACGCAUGUGUGUUCGCCCUCCCCUGCCCGUGUGGCCGGCAUCCAGGGUGACCUCAGG
Messenger RNA from Callorhinus ursinus (northern fur seal), 2992 nucleotides. It is a transcript of the gene BLOC1S6, whose product is annotated as biogenesis of lysosomal organelles complex 1 subunit 6. The record is from RefSeq and is a predicted model, not a curated record. Gene Ontology annotation, cellular component: transport vesicle; BLOC-1 complex. NCBI's taxonomy places the organism in Eukaryota, Metazoa, Chordata, Mammalia, Carnivora, Otariidae. Gene Ontology annotation, biological process: intracellular transport.